AUGUGGUACCAGACUUUGCUCUUUACUUUUGGCUGUGUCCAAGUAAAAAAAAAAAAAAAAAAAAAAAAUAGAUUGUCAGGAUUUGCCACUAAUAGAAGGAUUUCUCUUCCAGGAUGCAUGGCAUUCAUCGGAGUAAUGGUGUAUUUCUUGACGGGAUCGUCACUUGGUCAGCACUGGGUACAGGUUGACAUCAAGGAGAAGCUCGUAUUCACAGCGUUUUUCAUCGGUGCCAUCUUCUGCUUGGGUCUCUCCUUCACCUUCCAUACAGUCUCGUGUCACUCGGAGUUUGUAGGAAAACUCUUUAGCAAAUUGGACUAUUGUGGGAUUGCCUUGCUGAUUAUGGGAUCCUUUGUACCAUGGUUGUACUAUGGGUUUUACUGUGACUUCCAACCAAAGCUUAUAUACCUUACUGCGGUGGUUCUACUUGGCAUCACCACGAUUGUUGUAUCACUAUGGGAGAAGUUUAGCACACCAACAUUCAGACCAUUGCGAGCAGCUGUGUUCUUGACAUUCGGUUUGUCGGGGAUUAUCCCAGCUGUGCACUACACUCUGAUUGAAGGAUUUGACUAUGCCAUCACACGUGCUUCCUUAGGCUGGCUUAUUCUUAUGGGAGCAUUGUAUGUCUUGGGUGCACUGCUUUAUGCUGUACGCGUUCCCGAAAGAUUCUUCCCAGGCAAAUGUGAUCUAUGGUUCCAGAGUCACCAAAUCUUCCACAUUCUGGUGAUUGCUGCAGCAUUCGUCCAUUAUCAUGGAAUAUCCGAGAUGGCCAUGUACCGCCUUACACACGGGGAUUGUACAGCAGAAAAUCUGGCAGCGAUCGAAGCGCAGGACAUCCUUUAGGAUUUAUGAAAUGUUAGUCAUUUAUGCGAGUGUGAAAGAAUCUUUUUCGUUCUCUGAUGAUUAGAAACUUGUCUUGAUCAUAGUCCUUGUUUUAUAUUUUUUAUUUAUUUUGAUUACAGUUUCUUUAUUUUCCAUUCUUAGUUGCCUUUUCGUGAAUGUAUGUGAACUGUGGCAAAUUUGCAGGCAUCAGGUUGGACUUUUAAGGAGGCCAGUGUUAGUGUUAAAAUAUUUUAGUGUCUGCUAAGAUUAUCACAAACUAGGCAAUCUGCUAAAAUGUGCAAGUUGUAAUUUUUAAAGUGGCAUUUUUUUGUGACAAUCUUUAAGGUAUGUUAGAUACAUGGACUUUCAAGACUUGGACAAAAUCAUGUUUUGGUGUUAAAGUUUUGUGUGUCCUGCAAUCUUAUUUCUUAGAAAAUGUGAUUGAAAGAAAACAAGGAGUUUUUUGCAGGAAAUUAUCAUUAUUACUUUUUGAUGGUGGUGUUACGUUGAUAUUUAGCAUUUAUUUUUUAGAAUGAAGUGUAUGUUUAAUCAAGGAGCCUAUCAAUUUUUUUGUUUAUAUUUUACUGAAAAAAUGGAUAUUUGAAAAAAGUUUUAUUUGUUUCAAGUCCAUACCUUUUUAAAAACAAAGAAAUGGAAAUCUAAUAAAGGAUCAAUCAAAGAAGAAUAUCAGAGAGCAGUUAUGUUAAAUGUGGAAUGAGUUUUGGAAGGUCGUCAGUACCUCCAGUGAGGGAAAGGUUAAUAGCAGGUUUCAAAGCAUGUGGAUUUUUUCUUUUUCUUUCUUUCUUUCUUUCUUCCUUUUUUCUUUUUCCAAGCCAUUUAGAAGAGCUUUCAUUUAUUUGAGAAGGAAAGUUUAAUGGGUUGCCGGAAGAAACAGACGGAGAGUGAAGAGGAUUUCAUCAUUCCAUAAGCCGGAUUUUCCUUUGACUACACAUGCUUGGAAUCAAGGAAGUACAGUGCUCUUUUCAGUGAAAAGCGUUGCCAUUUUGUUUUUUGAACGGAACAGUAAACAGAUAUUUUUUUUAUUCUACUCUAGUUGUCCUGCAGUUGUCUUGAAGUUUGUAAUUUUUUUGAUUAUAAGACUGGUGCAAAAAUUGAGGGGACAUUUUCCAUUUCAAGAUCUGAUAAACAUUUGAUUGUUAGGUUUUACAGUUUCAGCACAAUUAAGUUACUGUGGUUAAGUGACAUAAGUAUAUCCGGAGUACUCGGUACUUCCUAUAUUUGUUCUUUAUUCAUAAAUUAAAGGUACAGGAUUGUUUUCUAAAUAGUCUGACAUACUAUGAAUUUUGUAUUGUUUUAAAUAGCAGUUUUGAUUAGGAAUGUCUUAUUAAUGUAACAGCCAAACCAGAAAUUCACACAUACCCAAACCUGGGGUACCCACACCCAUGCACACCACAUCCACUCUCACCACAAACACAUACAUGCACAUGCACAUACGCUUACACAUACACAUACACAUACAAAGGACUGGCAUGGGAACUAAUAUCUUUUAAGUAGAGCUUGGUAGCCGGUUGAAAUUAAUUACCUAUUUUACCUGUAUGCCCCGUAUGGAAUGAGUUGGAAGAUUUGUCACUUACGAACAUUGCAAACAUGGACAUAGCACACAUUUAGCCUGCUCAGUUAUGUGUGCAUCAUAUCUGCUCUGAUGUGUGCCUGUUGUAUGUGUAUGUGUAUGUGUGCCUGUGCAUGUGCAGGAGUAAGCACAGUCAUGUUUGUGUGCUGUUGCAGGAAGUGGGCAUAGUGAAUUUUACCUGCAUUGUUAUAGAAAGAGCAAGAAGAAAUGCAGUUUUCAGUUGUCACUGAAGAGAGCUGUCUGUUUUCUCUUGUAGCUUUGCAAUAAUGUAUGAUAAUUUUAUGUAAAAUGGUACAAAACUGCUUUGUGUGUAUUAGUAGAUCAAAAUAAGAUCAGAAAUAUGAUGCCAGAGAUGAAUAUGCUAAUUAAUUUCCUUAUGCAUUUAUAACUGACAAUGAAUGGUGAGAAAAUAAGUAUUACCAUUCAUUGAAGACAAGAUAUAAAUUUAUAUAUUUGAGGUGUAUUUUUUAUAGUGUUUGUGAAGCUGUAGGACUUACGUUCUGGUCAUCCUUAUAUGAUACGAUGUUUUGAUGUUGGGUUUUGAAAUUGUUCUAGAUUUAGGAGCUGCUCACAUGUGGCAGAUUACAGCAGCCUUUGAAUUAAUGAACUAAAUGAAUUAUCUCUACAUUACUACCAGUACUAAUUUUAAGUGUUUGAAUUCAGUAGAGACGUCAGUAUUUUUUAAUUGCUCUUUUCAAUCUCGGUGAAUGUGUUAUUCUACCAAUGGAGACCAUAGACUUGCCAAGAAUAUUGCAGAAAUACGAUGAAGACCUUGGAGAAAUAUCGUGAAACCUUUCCAAACAUUUUACAAGUCUCAAGAUGAUGUAGCACAAGGAUUUGGUUGAAAAAGUGCAUCAUUUAUUCAGAGCACACAAUCGAGCAUAUGAUAAAUCUCUAUGUAGAAUGAAUGCGAAUCUGCAUCUGAUUAAAGGGACUUGAAAUAC
Penaeus vannamei (Pacific white shrimp) is the source of this 3354-nucleotide messenger RNA. The record is from RefSeq and is a predicted model, not a curated record. NCBI's taxonomy places the organism in Eukaryota, Metazoa, Arthropoda, Malacostraca, Decapoda, Penaeidae.